This is a messenger RNA of Racocetra persica, 496 nucleotides long. The record is from the annotation of a GenBank genome assembly. NCBI's taxonomy places the organism in Eukaryota, Fungi, Glomeromycota, Glomeromycetes, Diversisporales, Gigasporaceae.
AUGUCUGGCGCUGUUGAAUUUGCCAAAAAAACACAAGACAAGUUAGUUGAAUUAGACACAAAACGUCGUGAUGCUCUAUCAAAGCUUGACGACUCAACAAUUAAGUUGGUCCAUUAUCGAGCCUGUGUGAUUUCAGGUUUAGGAUUUUUUACUUCGGCCUACGAUCUAUUCGUUAUUAAUCUUGUUUCAGGCAUACUUGGGUAUGCCUACUUUUCUGCUGAGGAUAAGACAAAUAAUUACGUUCCCACAAAUCUGGAUACCGGAAUUAAGACUUCGGCUGCCAUAGGAAAUGUUAUUGGACAGAUAUUGUUCGGAUGGAUGGCUGAUAAAUAUGGUCGUCAAAAAGUGUACGGAAUUGAACUCUCGAUUAUGAUUGCUGCCACUGCAGGGACAGCUCUCGCCGCAGAUUCCUUUUCCAUUAGCAUGUUUACCGGAAUUAUAUUUUGGCGUAUUGUCUUGGGUAUAGGAAUUGGGGGCGACUAUCCACUCUCUGCCG